AUGAGGGCUUACUCAAUUAUAUAUUUCAUAUCUGCUAUAACUGUUUCAUUUGUGGGUGCUUACAGCAAUUUAAUCUACAACUUAGCUGUCGAUAUGGCAGAAUAUUGCCGUAUAAGUUACUGCAUAAAAGGCUUCGGAAAUUAUGACUUCUUAAUUGAUGCACCUUCGCUACAAACUGGUGACAUUUCAUUAGCUUGUCCAACAUUAACUUUUUGCCAAGACAACAAAGAUAUUGAAAUUGUUCAAAUACUCAAUCCUAAUAUUUCGAAAGCCGAAAUUAGUGGAAGUGGAUAUGUAGCAAUAAACCAUGCUAAGAGACAUAUAAUUGUUGUUUCUCGUGGGAGCUAUACAAUUCAGGAUUGGGUUUCAGAUUUUGAAUUCGCUCUAGUACCAUACAAACGUUGUUCGUUUUGUACUGUACACAAAGGUGUUUACAUGGCAACAGAAGUGAUUAAAAAACAGGCAUGGGACACAAUUAAAAAUCUCUUGAACAAAUAUCCAGAUUAUGAACUUAUUGCUACUGGACAUUCCCUCGGAGGUGGACUUACCGCUCUUGUUGGUCUCGAAAUGCAGCUUGACUUCAAAAAGCGUGUCACUGUUGUUUCACUCGCAGGUUUGAAAAUUGGUAACAACCAUCUUGCCGAAUUUAUAGAUGAAACCUUCAACUCUUCUAAAUACCUAGAAUCUGUUAACGACAAUGAUGCUAAUGGAACUCAAUUUGGUGGGUUUUUAAGAGUUGUACACGAAGCUGAUAUAGUUCCACUUAUUCCUCCUACCCCAUUAUAUUCUCAUGGGGGUAUUGAGCUCUAUAUUAAUAAAGUCAGACUCCCCCAUCCUCAAGAGUCCACGGAGAUAAAAGGUAUGUACAAGUAUGAACCAUUGUCAUCCCAACUUUUCAAUAUACUUAGUCAGAAAUCACUACAAGAGACUUUAACUAUAUAUGAGCAUAACAACUACUUUAUGUACAUAUAUGGAUGUAAUUCAACAAGUGUUGCUGACUUUAUUCCUGGUCCAAACCCACCAACUGAUGGUAAUAUUACUGCUGCUGCGCUUCGAGCAACAAUGAUAAAUCAUCCUACAAGUUAUUCUCGAUCAACUUUGGUUGCUUCUGUCACAACUUAUUGA
Messenger RNA from Debaryomyces fabryi, 1125 nucleotides. RefSeq names its product lipase family protein. Bases 1 to 1125 code for a protein of 374 amino acids. NCBI's taxonomy places the organism in Eukaryota, Fungi, Ascomycota, Pichiomycetes, Serinales, Debaryomycetaceae. The transcript has a single exon. The record is from RefSeq and is a predicted model, not a curated record. Gene Ontology annotation, biological process: lipid metabolic process.